CGUACGCGUCAGCGUGCUCGUUCACGCGCCAGCCAUUGAAACUAGUGUGGACUUCAGACAGAAAGAACAAACACAGCACCUAACAUUACAAAUGGCAGAGUGGAACGCCUACUACCAGAAUGAAGACGAGGAGGAAGAGCAAGAGGAAGGAGAGCAAUCUGGAGGAGAUUACAAGAUCACAGGGAGAGACAGUUUGGUCUUCUUGGUUGAUGCCUCCAAGGAAAUGUUCAUCAAAGGAGAAGACGGAGAGCCCUCUAACUUUGACAUGACCAUGCAGGUCGUGCGCAGUGUGUACACCAGUAAGAUCAUUAGUAGUGACAGGGACCUGGUGGCUUUGGUUUUCUACGGCACAGAGCAGAGUAAAAAUCCCAGGAACUCAUUCAAGCAUGUCUACGUGUACCACGACCUAGAUGAACCCGGUGCAAAGCGAGUGCAGGAAGUGGACGCUCUGCGGGGAGAAAAAGGUGCCAGGCUAGCGGCAGAAACCAUGGGCAGCGGGGAGACGUCGUUAGGAGACGCCCUGUGGUGCUGUGCCAACCUCUACAGUGACAUCAAGCUGCGCCUCUCACAUAAGCGGCUCAUGAUCUUCACCUGCAGGGACGAACCACACGGGGGCGACAGUGCAAAGGACCGACAGGCUCGCACCAAAGCCGGUGACCUCAAAGAGACCGGUGUCAUCAUUGAUUUAAUGCAUCUGAUGAAACCGGGGGGCUUCGAUGUCGCGCUAUUCUUUCGGGACAUUGUAAGUCAACCUGAGGAUGAGAGCGAGUUGGGUUUGCAGCUGGAGCCUUGUGACAAACUGGAAGACCUCCAGAAGAGAGUGCGGGCCAAGGAGCAGAAGAAGAGAGCCAUGGCCAGGUUAAACCUGUGUCUUGGCGAGGGCAUUAAUGUAGCUGUGGGGAUUUAUGCAACUGCUGUGACAUCUCGGAAACCAGCCCCCGUCAGACUUUACAGGGAAACCAACGAGCCGGUCCGCAGCAAAACCCGAACCUUCCACACCCAGACUGGCAGCCUGCUUCUGCCCAGUGAGAUAAAGAAAGCCCAGACGUACGGUAAGAAGCAGAUAGUGAUGGAGAGGGACGAGGUGGAUGCCAUCAAGAAGUUUCAGGAUCCCGGACUCUAUCUGAUCGGAUUCAAACCAAUGGAAAGGCUCAAAACUCACCACCACAUCCGACCUGCUGUGUUCCUCUAUCCUGAGGAGGGAGAGGUGAAAGGCAGCGCGUGUCUGUUCUCUGCCUUAUUGACGAAGUGCAGCGAGAGGAACGUGUUCGCUCUGUGCCGCUGCGUCUCUCGACGAAACUACCCGCCUCGAUUUGCUGCUCUGGUGCCUCAGAGAGAGGAGGUCGACGAGGGAAAAGUACAGAUUACACCACCAGGUUUCAACGUCAUCUACCUGCCAUACGCUGACGACCUGCGGACUCUGGAUCCCCCUCAGUGCCCAUCGGCCUCACAAAUACAGGUGGACAAAAUGAAGGAGAUCGUCUCCAAGCUGCGCUUCAAAUACAGGAGUGAGGCUUUUGAGAAUCCAGUCAUCCAGCAGCAUUACAGGAACCUGGAGGCCUUGGCUCUGGAUAUGAUGGCUCCAGAGGACACAGAGGACCUCAUCAUGCCAAAGGUGGAUCAGAUUAACCACCGUCUGGGUCCCCUGGCUGAGGAGUUUAAAGAUCUGGUCUACCCUGCUGGCUACAACCCUGAAAACAAACCAGUUGCCAAACGCAAAACAGCUGAUGUCGGAGGCGGAGCUGAGAAGAAGCCCAAAGCGGAGGUGACGGAAGACGAGCUAAGGGCCCAUGUGCAGAACGGCACCCUGGGAAAGCUGACCGUGCCCGUGUUGAAGGAGGCCUGCAAACAAUUCGGGGUUCGAACCACUGGGACCAAGAAACAGGAGCUGAUAGAUGCUCUGACCGCCCAACUGGCCCCAUGAGGAGUUAGAUGUGCACCUCACUGUGCCUUCGUGAGCUUUUUCAGAUCAGUGUCUUAGUUAGACUUGAUUCCAGGACAUGUCUUCAGCCAUUUUGCAAACCAAUUUCUGGUAAAUUUGGUUUUAAAAGCAGGUGACAAGUUUUAAAUUUACUGCGUGGCCCGUGCAUUUUGGGACAGACGGACACUGUUUAGUUUUGUCUUGUAGUUGAUGAGUUGAAAACUGUUGAUUUACCCUUUUUUUUUUUUUUACAAGGCAGCACGGUUCAGUGCAGCUUAGUGCUUAUGUCUGCGGUGUGUCUGUCCCACAUUACAUGAAUAAUGUAUUAAUUUUAAAAAAGACUACCAGGUCAUUUUCUCAUGAUUUAAAACUGGUUGAUUUGAGUUAUAAUGUCAUAAAAAAGUCUGCAUUGGAAUAUACUGUACAGUCAUAAAAUUACUGUAACUACUUGGGACUGUUGUUGAUAAUCUUGUAUUUGCAUUAAUAAAGCCUUUUACAGCCCUG
Morone saxatilis (striped sea-bass) is the source of this 2425-nucleotide messenger RNA. It is a transcript of the gene xrcc6, whose product is annotated as X-ray repair complementing defective repair in Chinese hamster cells 6. Gene Ontology annotation, biological process: telomere maintenance; double-strand break repair via nonhomologous end joining; cellular response to gamma radiation. Gene Ontology annotation, cellular component: nucleus; Ku70:Ku80 complex. The transcript has 13 exons. NCBI's taxonomy places the organism in Eukaryota, Metazoa, Chordata, Actinopteri, Moronidae. Gene Ontology annotation, molecular function: double-stranded DNA binding; damaged DNA binding; DNA helicase activity. Bases 92 to 1924 code for a protein of 610 amino acids. The record is from RefSeq and is a predicted model, not a curated record.